GGGAGCCCAGGGGGCGGGAGAGGGUGCUGACCCAAACCGAUGCCCCAGGGCCGUGGUCCGGAAGCGGACUGACCCACGCGAAUGGGCCUGCCUGCCUUCGGCCGGACUCCCCUCUCGGCGCUGGCUGUGGGACCGGUCACGCGGCGAAGGCGGACGGGCAAGGAGGCGCUCUGCUCCCACCGCGGUCGGUCCGGGCUUGCUGCGGAGGCGGUCCGGCAACGGCGGGGGACGCCUGCUGCCUCCGCCCAGGCGCGGCUGCUCGAGGGGGCGGGUCCCGCGCGGCAACUUUUGGAGCCGGAGAGCUGCAGCGGCUGGCAAGGGCAGGGAGCGGCAGCGGAGCAAGGGCCAAACUCGGGACGCCGCCUGCUCGCCUCGGCAGCUCGGGCCGGCGAAGGCGGCCACUGCGGCGCUGCAGCUGGGGAGGAGAUGGCCGGGAGCGCCGUCAGGGCCAGAGGCUGGCUGGGGGCCCUCCUGGUAGGUCUCCAGCUGUGCUCUGUGACACUCACCUUGGAGGUCUCGGUGGGCAAGGUGGCUGUGAUCUAUGCCAAGAAUGGCUCGGAUGUGCUUUUGCCCUGCACAUUCACCUCCUGCAUCGGCAUUGAGAAAGCCAACUUCUCAUGGAUCAACAACAACACGGAAAUAUUCAAAGGGGUAGUCAAGAACAAAGACUCCAAGCCAGAGCCAUACCCAGCCUACCAGUUUCCCAUCAAGUAUGGGUUGCCACCAGAUCUGCCCCUCAGCAAGGACAACCGGGAGUUCAACGUCUCCCUCCUGCUCCUGUACGCAGACUUCAGUGACUCCGGGAAGUACACUUGCUUUGUCAAGAACCCCAAAGAGAAGAAUGCCAACCACAGUGCCAUCAUCACCCUCAAAGUGGUCAUGGAGUUGGAGAAGGUCGACAACACAGUGACGCUGAUCAUCGUGUCAGUCGUGGGGGGUGUCAUUGGGCUCCUCGUCAUCAUCUUGCUGGUCAAGAAGCUCAUCCUCGUCAUUUUCAAGAAGACACAGAAGAACCCUGAGCGUCUUGUGAGUUCCUCAGGAAAUGACAACACAGAGAAUGGAUUGGUCGGCUCCAAAGCAGAACACAAACCCACGCCAAAGGCCUGAGGCCGCUGUGGAGUCGGUGACCUGCAAGGCUCUCAAGUCCAGGCCCAGGAGGGGAGGAGGAGCCAACCCUUUCCAAAGGAUUGAUGCUUGAGGCGUGCCUAUAUUACACAGUCAGCUGCAACCAGCGCUGCUUCUCAGACAAGACUGCAGGCCCAGACAUGCCCGCUGCUGGGGGUGGCAGGGGGAAGGGGCAGCUCAAGCAGGUCUUGAGCCACCAUGAGGAUGCAUGCUGCCAGGAGGGAUCUGGCAGAUGUCAGCUUGGGCAUCUGUAGUGCCAGAGUGGGGUGGGGUGGGACCUCAGAGGCGGGCAAUGUGCCAGGGAUUUGGCUCUCGUCCUGGGCAGAGAGCAACCACAGAGUGCAGGUGGGCUGGAUCCUUCAGGGGAGAUGCUGCGGGGUGGGGUCUUUUCUGCCAACCUGCCUCAGGAGCUGGAGCUCCUUUCUAGAGAAUGGGGGGGUGACGCUGUGGGGCUGGUGGGGUGGUGCAUGCGCAGAAGGAAGGCGCUUUAAGCGGACUAGAAAGUCAACCUGCCAUUUUGCCUGCAUUUGUGCUGGAUUUUUCACCCUGAGCUCUUCUGCCACCCUCACACCACAAGUGCUUCACUGGGUGGUUGUUGCUUUUAAGGCAGUCUGAUGAUGGGGGGAGGGGGGAGGGAGGGGGGAGAAAAACAGCCUGGCUCCCUUGAAAUCACCCUGGUGUUUGUGUGUGGGGCUCUUGGGGUGGGAUGCAGCAGUAGUGCUCCCCCCCCGCCUCAGUCUCCAGGAGUAUCCCCCACCGCACACACAUGGUGGUCCUUUGCUUCAGCCUCUGUUCUCAGCUGCCAUGCAGCCAUGGCAAGGGAUGGCUGUUUGCCAUAGGCAAGGGCAGCUGUGGAGCAGCUGGAGGUGGGCAACCUCCCUUGGCGCUGAGGCUGAAGGCUUGGAGCUUGCCCCCCCCUCCUGCUCCUUCCCAAGAGAUAGACACAGACUAGUGUGCAAGUUUGCCAGAUUUUGUGUUUAGCUCUUGCACCUUGGAGCUCCUUCUCCUUAACCAGAGACAAGCCCAUUCCCUGGCCCUCCCCUCCCCUCCUCUCCCCAACCCUGCAUGCCUCUUUCCUGGGCUUCCUGAUGGAGAAGCCUCCAUGAGGGAAGGUGCAGUGAGCAGGAGGGGCUGCCUCUCUGUCCGCCUGUGGUCAGGAGCAGCUCUGGUGGGAACCUUGCAAGGUUGCCAUCCACCUGGGGGUUACCUUGUGCCUGAGCACAUGGCUUGCCUGGACAAGGAGUCUGCCUCCCCAGGCCUGCAGGGCAGCAGCCCCCCCUCCCCAUGGGGCUGCCUGGCCUCUCUUUGCUCCUGACUGCAGUGGGUCAAGGGCUAAGGGAGGCUUCCAAAUGCAGCUGCCCUUUGUCACUCCCUCCCUCUAGUUACCCAGCCCAAUGGGCAUUCUGCAGGGAAGGAUGGCCUCAAAGAUGCACUUGCCCUAUUUGAUGUUUGGUCCAGUUGGGCAUGUUUGGAAUUUUGAAAUUUUAUCAUGUUCACUUUUUAAAAGGCUGAAAUUGGGGAGGGGGGAGAAAUUUGGUGCCAUGCAGCAUAGCUGUUCCACCAGACUUUUCAUUUUUUCUUUUUUUACCACGAGGACUAGCAUUUUAUUUUUUAAAAAAAGAAAGCUGAGCUUUUGCAAACCCUGUUUGAGCUCCUGCAAUCCACAAAAGACCAUUGUUCUUUGUGCCUGGGAGAGGGGGAGGGGGCCAAGUCCUUUGAGUCUUCUGAACUUCCACCCUGCUUCUUGUAACCUCAUUUUCAGGAGGUUUGUUUUCUGUGUAUUUUGGCAGAAUCAUGGCUAAGCAGCUGCUAUUUAUUUUGGGGGAUAGGAGAAAUGGCCCACCCCCACCUUCCCUUAUCUAUCUCUACCUUUUGGGGUGCCUUUGCAAUAGUCCUUCCCCUGUGCCUCAGUCUCCCCUACUGCACAUUGGGCAUAAUAAGCCUCAAUUAGCUUGCUGCAGGGGUGUGUAAGGAGGCUGAAUUCAUGACUCCAGUCACGUGCUCUGGGUGGGUGGGUGGGUGGGUGGGGGAGUGACUGGCAAUGCCAAGGCCGGACCCUUGAAGGCAGCAGCGGCGGCAACACCACCCAUGGAUGCCCCCCUUGAGGCUUGGCAAGCGGGGGAGGGAUUUGGCAACUUGCUCUCCUCAUCCCCUCUUUGCAGAUGCUGCCUGCUGCGAGUUCCGCUCUCCUGUAUGGUUUCUUUCCUCCCUCUGCCUCCCCCCUCCCAAGAGAUGUAAACAGCAAUAACAGCAGAACAACCCAGCCUGAGCCGGCAGCAGGCAGAGCAGGCUGGGACAGGACGAAUUAACCAGAUUCCUCAGGUUAAUGAAUUCUCUUCACUGGGUAUCACAGCAAAUCCAAAGAACAAGCAAAGCCCUCCUCCCCGCGCUUUCUUCCUGAUCGGCUGGCCAUGCGGGCUGGGGAGGAAGAGGUCAGGACCUUUGGCAAUAACUCAAGAAGGAGCGGAGGGGGGGAUGGAGGGCAACGCUGCAGCGCAGAGCCAGGCGUGAGGACCCCGCUCUCACUGCCGCCUUUGGGAGUCCCAGAGCGGGUCAGCAGGGGCAAGAGCUGCACGGGGUGAGGAAAGAAGCCGGGUGGGCAUCAGCCAGGGAAUCUUCUGCGGGGGUGUGUGUCUUCCUAGCUGGACUAUCUAACGCACCCCCCCCCCCCGCUCCUUCCAUCCCAAGCAGAGCCUUGGUCCUGGGGUGGGAGGGGCAAGGGCCGUCAGUAGGAGGGGUUACCAGCUGGCCUCAAGCGCAAGGCCUGAGCCUGCCAGUGAGGGGCGCCGGGCAGGACACCGAGGGCGCCCCUGCCUGCAGCUUCCCUUGACUCCCGUCAUCACCGAGGGGUCUUCAUCCGCACGCUGUCCUGCGCUGCUGUGUACCCCCCUCGUCCCCUCUGUGACCAGAAGAGGCUUGAGCCGAGCAGCGGGGGAGGGAAGUGCUCCCUCCCCUCCAGCUCUUGGCCUUCUGUGCAUAGGCUUCUGCCACACGCUGCUGCACUUGGGCCUUCUUUCCUUUCAACAGAAGUGGCUGGCUGGCAGCCUCUGCCGGGAUAAGCCUGGGGCUGCCUGCAUGUGUGCAUGUGAGGUGGAGGCGGCGGCGUGGCAACAGGGCUAGCGUAAAGGAUGUGUCAAGCACAGGUGCACCCCGACAACCGGUGUUGCCUUUGAGACUUCUCUUUUGCACUCUUCAGCUGUAGCUGGCUUCCUUGCCGUGAAUGAAAUAAAACGUUUAUAUUUACCA
Molecule: messenger RNA, 4371 nt
Organism: Rhineura floridana
Lineage: Eukaryota; Metazoa; Chordata; Lepidosauria; Squamata; Rhineuridae
Gene: SCN4B
Product: sodium voltage-gated channel beta subunit 4
Exons: 5
Coding region: 82-1107 (341 amino acids)
Biological process (GO): regulation of ventricular cardiac muscle cell membrane repolarization; regulation of sodium ion transmembrane transporter activity; cardiac muscle cell action potential involved in contraction
Cellular component (GO): membrane; voltage-gated sodium channel complex
Molecular function (GO): sodium channel regulator activity; transmembrane transporter binding
Source: RefSeq, a predicted model, not a curated record